AAGAGCCCCGCCCCUAGUCUUAUGACCCGCGCUGAAGCGCCUUGUCCUGGCGUUUGCAGCGCUAGUGGUCGGUGGUCUGCGGUCCUCCUGCCCGGCUUUUAGCAAGCCUUUCCCCUAGUGUUGGUGCUGUUGUUGCCACCGCCGCCGCCUUCGCCUCUGCGGAAUCAUGGUGUGCUUCCGCCUGUCCCCGGUUCCGGGCGCGGGGCUCGUUCUGCUCUGCCUAGUCCUGGGAGCCGUCUCGUCUUAUGCACUAGAACUUAAUUUGACAGAUUCAGAAAAAGCCACUUGCCUUUAUGCAAAAUGGCAGAUGAAUUUCACAAUACGCUAUGAGACUACAAACAAAAAUUAUAAAACUGUAACCAUUUCAGACUUCAGCACUGCAACAUACAAUGGAAGCACUUGUGGGGAUCACCAGAAUGGUACCAAAAUAGCCGUGCGAUUUGGAUCCGGUUUUUCCUGGAUUGUGAAUUUUACGAAGGACGGUUCUACUUACUUGAUUGACGGUAUCUCAUUUUCCUACAACAGUGGUGACAACAGAACAUUUCCGGAUGCCAAAGAUAAAGGGAUUUUGACCAUUCAUGACCCUGUGCGAUACAGAGUUCCAUUGAAUAAUAUCUUCAGAUGCAAUAGUUUAUCGACUUUAGAAAAGGAUGAUGUUACCCAGUACUAUUGGGAUGUUCAUGUACAAGCUUUUGUCCAGAAUGGCACAGUGAGCACAAAAGAGUUUCUGUGUGAAAAAGAUCAACCGUCAACCACCGUGCCGCCCGUCAUCCCCACCACCACGCGGUCUCCUACUACCACGCCCGUUCCAAAGGAAAAGCCCGAGGUUGGGUCCUACUCAGUUAAUAAUAGCAACGGUACUUGUCUCCUGGCUACCAUGGGGCUGCAGCUCAACAUCACUCACGAGAAGGUCGCUACCAUUAUUAACAUCAACCCCAACACGACGGACUUCACUGGUACCUGCCAUCCUCAGGCCGCUCUGCUCCGGCUGAACAGCAGUAACAUCAAAUUUCUUGACUUUGUCUUCGCUGUGAAAAAUGGAAACCGAUUCUAUCUGAAGGAAGUGAAUGUCAGCCUGUAUUUGGUGAAUGGCUCCGUUUUCAGCAUUGCAAAUAACAAUCUGAGCUACUGGGAUGCACCCCUGGGAAGUUCUUAUAUGUGCAACAAAGAACAGACUGUUUCGGUGUCUGGAGCAUUUCAGAUAAAUACCUUUGAUCUAAGGGUUCAGCCUUUCAAUGUGAUGGAAGGAAAGUAUUCUACAGCUGAAGAAUGUUCUGCUGACUCUGACCUCAACUUUCUUAUUCCUGUUGCAGUGGGUGUGGCCUUGGGCUUCCUUAUAAUUGUUGUCUUUAUCUCCUAUAUGAUUGGAAGAAGGAAAAGUCGCACUGGUUAUCAGUCUGUGUAAUCAAUUAAAUCUAGUGCUUCUUUUGCCGUCAGAAGUUACGUUUCCAUUGGCUAGGUGCCAGAAACUGCCGUGUGGUCGAAUGUAGAAGAUACGCAGACUAACUACAGUGAAUUGCUAGCUAACUUGGGCAUGAGUAGCACUCAUUUAAGAAAAAAUGUAUUAGGACCAUUCGUUUUUCUAUUUUUUUCUUCCUUUGUUAAAGUGUCAUUGGAAGAAAUAUUGUGGCUCAGAACAUGUUCUUUAGUAAAUAAUGAUUUUCAGCCUCUGGAUUCAAUUAUGAAAGCAUUUCUACUGACAAAUAAUUUUGUAUGUUGUGGUCACUUGUAUUUUGCUUACUUUGUUUGACGUUAUUUGCAAAAUCAAGGCUGUUCGAGAAUUUAACUUGCUUCGGGAAAUAAAUUCAAGAACAUAAUGAAUUCGUUUUCAUUGGUGGCAAGCAUAAAAUUUGGUUCAUUUUAAGACUUCUUUUCCUCACCUCCUAAUCAGGGUUAUUUAAAUUUGUUUAGUAUUUUUCUGUUAAAAAAGAAAGUGAGAAAUGGCUUCAGAAUAUUGUGCUUAAUAGCAAAAGUCUGGGCAUUUUCAUUACUGUUAGUAGCUACCAUAUUUUAAUAAGGAUGUCUUUUUUUUUUUUUUGCCUCCUGGUGUUUGGACUAUAUAGAUUAUCUCAGACUUGACAUUUGUGCUGAAGGAUGAAUGAAGACCUCAGCUUUAAAAGGAACAGUAUUGAUAUGGGAUGGGUUAUGGCUUUUUAGGGUUAUGAUUUAGAAUUUUUUCCCUUGAGGCUUAACUUGUUCAGAAAGUUAAUUCAUCCUGGAAAAAUAAACUCAAAUGUCUAUACUUUGUGUGCCUCCUGCGCUCCCAUUUCCUAUAUGAAUAAGUUCCAGUGGACAUUUUUAACGUAUUUGAUUUCUCUUUUCGCGCAGCAGCAUGAGUUAACUCUAGAGGCUAGUGGGCCCUGAAGUGACCUCGUCAGAGGAAUGCCUAGCCAAAGCUGGACUGGGAUUAUACUGUAAAUUUGUUGAUCUCGAUAUAAAUGUGUUGAUCUUGAUAUAGACUUGUAUCCCUGUAGGGAUCCUUCAUCCCAGGGCCUGCUUGAUUGGCCAGGCUGGUGACUUGCGUUUUGAUUUGGAAGCACAGUGUUGAAUUCUUCCAGGGCCCAAAUGGCUGCUUUGCAUACCUGUUAUUAGCCUAAGGCAGAUGUUUAUUUUUAUCAAGCUAUUUUAUCUCUAACUAAAACCUAAAGUCUCCAAAGAUCUGCCUUCAUUUCAGAAAUGUUCCCUGGAUUAAGGAAAUGAAGCCUAAAUCUUGGGUAAAGUUAGUUUGUUAUUAAAUUUGGUUUAAAAGGAAGAAACGUCAUCCACAUCUUUAUUUAUUAUGUUAUCUAUAUGUUCCUCUUGAAAGCAUAUGUUACAGUGUGCCGUGCAGUCAGCUUGCUCCAGUAUAUCUCCUGUGGAGCUGUCUAGCUCUGACUUGUGGAUUCAAGCUCUCCUCGGUUUGCAAAGUGUAGAAAGAAAGUUUUCUCUUAAAAUGUUCUUCUGUGAAAACAAUUAUUCAUUUUCCAUUUGGUCAAAAUGAUGGCCCCAUAAAGAACAGUGGCUUAAAAAAAAAAAAGAACAGUGGCUUCAUUUCAAUAAAUAGUGUUGAGACGAUUAUAUAGAAAGCCCGAUUAUUUGAAUCAGCUUGUGACCUUGCUACAGAUAUGAACUGGAAAUUGAGGGACAUUCACAAUUAUGGCUUCAUUUAAAAGUUUUCUACCUUCUGGGUAGGAAACUGAUAGCACGAAUUGAACUUCCUUAGGUGUCAGGGCUUUAUCGUAGAUAAUCAGCAAGCCCGUGUUUAAUUCUUGUUUGAGAAUGAAGAUUCAAAUACAAAAUAUUAAUGGAGGGUUCAAACACUUAGCUGCUAGCUGCUUCGAUUCCAGUCAGGACAGGAGGCCCCCAAUCUAUGAACUGAGUAUUCAAUUAGCUUUGCUUACUGAGUUCAUUUUUAUGUCAGUACAACAGUGGUCAGACAGUAGGACUUUGAACUAGGACAUAAAGGAUUGUUUCUUACCUAAGCCUCUUUGGGAGAACUGAUGCUUGCUGCUGCCUAAAGCUUUGGAUAUAUCCAUUUAGUGAACUACUUGUGGUAGUCCUAUUUGAUAUGUGUGAUUCUUAGAUCAGUGGGUUAAAAGACAAUAAAGAUUAUGCAAUCCAUAUCACUAUGGAUAACUUCAUUUUGAUGCCAUGUGCUCAGCCUUAAGAGCUUGGAUUGAUUUGUAUAAUCUGAGUUCCAUCAGGAAGAGUGCACCAGGAACCUUCAGUACAGACAUUUCAGAGAUAGGGGCCUGUGUGGUCAUGAAAAGUCCAAGAAAACACUGAAAACAAAAUAUGGAAAUCUAACGAAUAUAAAAGUUUUUGAAUAAACGUCCUUUCGGCCCA
This is a messenger RNA of Suricata suricatta (meerkat), 3825 nucleotides long. It is a transcript of the gene LAMP2, whose product is annotated as lysosomal associated membrane protein 2. Bases 167 to 1405 code for a protein of 412 amino acids. Gene Ontology annotation, cellular component: membrane. The record is from RefSeq and is a predicted model, not a curated record. NCBI's taxonomy places the organism in Eukaryota, Metazoa, Chordata, Mammalia, Carnivora, Herpestidae. The transcript has 9 exons.